UCUUUUUUCGGUAAUGAAGCAUGAUCGUUUGUUUGACGACACCUCUAGUCGCGCCGCAGCUUCUACCAAUCGCUUUCAAUGCCGAGAUCGCCAAUUGGGGAGACUCCGUGUCCGUGCCCUGCUCGAUCCUGAAGGGCGACAUGCCCAUGGACAUAGCGUGGUCGUUCAACGGCGUGCCGAUCGACACGUCGAAAGACACGGGUAUCACGGUCACCAGAAUCAGCAAGCACUUGAGCACCCUCAGCAUCGACGGCGUCUCGGCGCGCCACGCCGGGGAGUACGCCUGCUCCGCGUCGAAUCUAGCCGGUUCCGUCAGUCGAUCGACAACUUUGACCGUCAACGGUACGACCCUAAUCCCCUCCGCACAGUUCCUGUUGCAAUAGGCCCGCUAUACUGUACAUAAUUAUCAUCACAAACGUAUCCCCCUCCCCCUCCCUCCUUUAUCCAUCGAGCCACCCAUCAUCCUUGCCGAAAGAUUUCUUGAUGAAACAAGAUAUAUACAUCCACCGCCAUACCAACCUCAUCUAGCAGUCCAUGUCGUACUUUGCUGAAACAGAUAUUAUAAUCAAGCCUCCGAAUUACGCGAAUAGGAAAUCGCGUCGCAUCAUGAACCGACACUUGCUCUUUCUUGUCUCGUUUCUCCCAGUCGCUCUUUCCAGUUGCCCCGCAAAUACUGCCUUUCGCUUUCGGGGAUGAGCCGGCCAGCUGGGGCGAGCUGGUCUCAGUCACCUGUUCCGUCACCAAGGGCGAU
Messenger RNA from Wasmannia auropunctata (little fire ant), 751 nucleotides. Its product is annotated as Down syndrome cell adhesion molecule-like protein Dscam2. Lineage: Eukaryota; Metazoa; Arthropoda; Insecta; Hymenoptera; Formicidae. Gene Ontology annotation, molecular function: cell-cell adhesion mediator activity. The record is from RefSeq and is a predicted model, not a curated record. Gene Ontology annotation, cellular component: axon; plasma membrane. Gene Ontology annotation, biological process: dendrite self-avoidance; axon guidance; homophilic cell-cell adhesion. The transcript has a single exon. The coding region runs from base 21 to 383 and encodes 120 amino acids.